GGAAUCGAACGUCCCCGAGCGCACACGGCGUAAAGGAGAGUCUGUGGAAGGGACAUAACGGUUUUCUUUUCGGCCCCCUCUCCACUGAGACAACAAGAGCCAACAAAAAUCUGAAUUUUAGAGGGGCUUACACAAUCUUCUUCUGCUCUAAAGGAGGAGGGAAGCGAGGGAUUGGAGUAGCAAGUUAUUUUUUCCUUUUUUCUCUUUUUCUUAAAAGAGGAUUUUGUGUUUUCACGGUGGUUCGCUCUUCGCUCUCGCUGCAAAGAUGAUGGUCGGAGAGGUCGAAGUGAAGGAGCGACCGAGGCCGAGUCCCGACUAUUUGAUGCAAUUGUUAAACGAAAAGAAGCUUAUGACCAGUUUGCCAAAUCUCUGCGGAAUCUUCACGCACCUGGAGCGGCUUCUGGAUGAAGAGAUCAACAGAGUGCGUAAAGAUAUGUACAGCGACACAGUGAAUGGCCUUGUGGACAGACACCCGCUGGAGCUGCCCGAACCGAUCGGGCCCAUCGUUCACCUGCAGGAGAAACUGUUUGUGCCUGUCAAAGAGUACCCAGAUUAUAACUUUGUGGGAAGAAUCCUUGGUCCCCGGGGACUCACUGCCAAACAGUUGGAAGCAGAGACGGGAUGCAAAAUCAUGGUGCGAGGAAAGAGCUCCAUGAGAGACAAGAAGAAGGAGGAGCAGAACAGAGGGAAGCCAAACUGGGAACACCUAAAUGAAGACCUUCACGUCCUAAUCACAGUUGAAGACACACAGAACAGAGCUGAGACCAAGAUGAGAAGAGCAGUAGAGGAAGUCAAGAAGCUCCUUGUACCUGCUGCUGAGGGUGAAGACAAUUUGAAGAAGAUGCAGCUGAUGGAGCUGGCUAUACUCAACGGGACAUACAGAGACAACAACGUCAAAACACCCCCCCUUGCGUUCUCUCUUGCAGCGGCAGCAGCGGCCGCUCAGGGCCCUCGCCUCAUAACAGCCUCCGCAGGUCAGGUGUUGCCUCCACAGGCACUCAGACCACCAACGCCGGGCGGGGCCCCCAUCAUGAACCUCAUCCGGCCCACUCAGAUGGCUGCCAUGCUGUCCAACGGCACCCCCACUUUGAUGCCUUCCACACCGGACGGCGGACUAAUCUACACCACCCCUUACGACUACCCCUACGCCUUGGCACCCACCUCAUUGCUGGAGUACCCCAUCGAGCACAGUGGGGUUCUAGGUAAGAGAGCCUGGGCGAGCAUGGGUGCAGCAGGUACUACGGCCAACUUUAGCCAGCCUGGACAGGAGGGCAGCUUUUUUUACCCCGGAAUUGGGGUGCUGGACGCAGCUUCCUUGAGCCACAGUCAGGACUUGUUGAAAGGUGCAAUGGCUACUAAAGUGAGACGGCAUGACACGCGGGUCCAUCCUUACCAAAGGAUUGUGACCGCUGACAGAGCCGCCACCGGCAACUAACACAUGACCUUCUGACCUCUGAACUCUUCACCCAAUGACGAGCCGCCCCAAGCCUGCCUGCUGAUCAGUUAACUGGUAAUUGCCUUUUGCUAGCCUCUCGGACGCAAGCGGCAGAGAGAGAGGCGCCUGCCCGUACAGUUACCCUAACACAUUCUGACAAAAGAUAGAAACCAACGCAGAAUCUUCACUGAAACACAACAAAACCCAACACAGCUGUGGAUUAUUCAUUUUUUUUCCUCUGUUCAUUAGUUCGGUUCCCAUUCGUUCUCUUUCUUUUUCUUCAUGAAUCAUGCACCGGGUGGAUCUGUUGGUGGUGUUACUCAUGAAUCUGCACUGAAUUAUAAAGCAAUAAAGAACCCACGACCCACCCGCCUGAACACCCGCCAGCCCGACUGUAAUUGCUCUGAUUAGGUGACCUCAUUCGUUCUCCAUCUCCAGUCUGAGAUGCAAACCGUUUUGGUUUGACUGAUAACACGAUGACCCACAAAUUUCCCCCAAGCCCUCCUGUGAAAACCCACCCUCACCCUGUUCAGACCCCCAUCUGCUGCAGUGGAGAAAGAAACCGAAGGAACGGGAACGCUCAUUUGCAUUAACGUGUUUAAUUUCUGUCAUUUUUUUUCCCAACAUGUAUUUCAGUUGUUGAGCUUGUAAUUAUGAGUUGACACAUUCUGGGUGUGCCCCUCUAAAUGGCUUUCUAUCUGUUUUUUAUUUUUUUUAAAGCAUGGCUAAAAUGAUUGCAAAAAGAGCUUUUUUAUGAUUUGUGGUUUUUUUUUUUUCCCUGUCUUGAUUUAAUGCUUUAUACUUUAUUGUUUUUAAUAUUUCAGUUCAGAUUGGACUAAUUAGCUUCAGUCACUGAAACAAAGCAGGUGGUUAUCUCUGAAAGUCAGAACAGAGUUUAGUGUUUGAGGCUGAAAAUGAAAGGCGUGACGGGAGGGUUAGUGUUUGGGUUGAUGGGUGUGUGUGUGUGUUUGAGUGUGUGUUUUGAUUAAUGCUACAGUGAAAGUGGGGUGUGCUGAUGCUUCAGGGACGCGGGUCCCAUCCACACUACAUCCACUAUCCAGUGCCUGAUGUAUGUAGAAGAAUAUCUCGUUAGCUGAGCUGUGAUCACAAAGAUUAAGAAACAAACUAUUGUGUGCAUAUUUUUAGCCAAAGCGUUUUCAGUGAAUAAUAUAUCUGCAGUUAUGCAUCUGUGUCGCUGAGGACUCUUUGUGGUUUUUAGAGUUUGGGUGCCUGUCUUCGACUGGAACAGACAGCCAGUCAGUUAGAUGUCUGACCCCUUACCACUCAGUUUUAUUUUUUCCUAUUUUCCUGAGGUGUAAACAGGCAAUUAACACUAAAGUUACACGCUACUCCAUAACAGUAGUGCUCAUAAAGUGCUAGGGCAAAACAGAGUCAUGACAAGCAAAAGGCUUAUUUUUAUUUUUUAUUUUCAUUAACAUUUUUGGCCGAUCUUUGCCGAUUUAUCCCUACUGCAGUGGAGGAUUUUUUUUCUUUUAGUUUUUCUCUUUAGUUUUAAUUUUUGUCCUCUGUUGUGUUUGUGUGUAAGUUACAGCAUGAGGUCGACAUAAUCCUGACCUUUCUGCAUAUUAUUAUUUUACUUAUUUUACUAAUGACACCUAACAUAUGCCAAACCAUCCAAAAGUGCAUCCACAAUGUGUCACACCUCCCUCUGAUGGUAGUCCAGCUUCUGAACCCAGAAUCCUUUGUUUAAAUCUCAAGAAAAAAUAGGAUGUGAAAGCCAUGCCUGCCUGUUCAAAUUGCUUUAUACAUACGUCUUAUAUAUAUAUCUAUAAAUAUAUAUAAAUAUAUAAAAAUGUAGAUAUCUUUCAAUGCAUAUAAAAAUACAGAUGAGAACAAAACAUUGAUAAUUUUACAGGGUGCUGGAGAUAAGAAAAAAAAAAUCAAAAAUCUAUUUUUGGCAAUUUUAGCUUUUGAUACUUGCAGUUAUAAAAUAAUAUUAAAAAAAAUUAACAAAAAAUGUUUCCGAACGUGAGUGGGUGAGGAAAAGUGCUGUUGCCUGAAAUAUAAUUGGAAAAGGAAGCCCAAAACGGUCAGAACCAUCGGAGAGCUGGCGAGGUCAGAGCGAGACAGACGCCUGAAGGGAUCUAAUCCAAGUGCCUUAUCAACAGUGGUUUCUGUUUUUUAGUAUUCCAGUUGUGUUUAAAAAGAAAUCCAGCACCCACCAAGAUGGCGCAGAGAGGAACGGCAAGUGUUACACGCUCGGAAAAGACGAGCUGGGCAGCGCCCACCGUAUCGUGGCGCUGCCCAUGUUACUCUAUGCAAAAAGAAUAGCAGUCGAUUUGACCAGCUAAAAUAUGUGCCAUGGUUUUUGUCUUCCUGAAAUGAUUUUAAGUUUUUCUUUUCCUUCACUUGAUGGCCCUUUACUCUGCUGUAUGAGCAGAUCUUGUCUUUUUAUUUAGAUUUUAUUGAAGAUAUGAAUUAUUGUCUAUUUGUUUUUCAUUGUAUCUUAACUUCCUUGAACAAAUUGAACUGCCAUUAGCAACCAAGUAGUCUGCCAGACGAUGAGCUGAGAAGAAUAGGCACCAUUCAGGGAAAUGAAUAGGAACGUGUUUGUUUUAACAGCUGCAUCCAGUCCACAUAUCUCCGCGUCAAUUUGACAACAAACUAUCAGUACAGUAAUGAGAUUUCUAAUGGACAAAGGAAGCGCUGGGUAAUGAAACAAGCACCUGCUUCACAGUCAGACAGUUUCCAGUUAUUGAUACAACUGACAGCUUAUUGCUGAAAGGUGAAAUGAAAUGAAAUUGACAAAUUCUUGGAUCCAACAGAGCCGUCGGCAGUCUGUUUUUUCUCUCUCACCGUGCUGUUACACCAAAAGGUCAAUGAUUUUUUUUUUUCUACUUCAGUGUUAUUAUUUUAAAUUGAAAUGCAAUAUUAAAGUGGAGCAAGAUGGCAAUUCAGCAUUUGACAGUAUUAAGAAAAUUCCCUCUGCAAUGUUCCAACUUGCUAUGUCAUUGUAAACGGCUGGAUAAGUCCAUCAGGUGAAAGGUUGACUCUAUACCUACGUAUUCUCUCUGGCCUGCCUACUACAUGUAUGAUAAUGUAAUUAAUAGCCAUUGUUACAGGUUUAUAAUGUAUUUUUCUAAUCUCAUUUUAUAUGUAUAUUAAUCAUGUUUAAGUGUUUUGUUUUUUUUUUCUUAAUGUUUAUAAAACCCACAGCACCCCCCCCCCCCCCCCCCCCUCCACCUCUUCUCCAUCUUGACCUGCCUCCUGUGCGGAGUGUUGCCUUCUCUCUGUUAGAUUUUGUUUUCUUGCCAACUCCCAGCUUGUUUAACUCAUUAGUUACUUUAUUAGUUUCCUUGUCAUAAGUAUUUUUACAUGCUUGCAUUUAGUUUUCAUGGUGUAUGCUGUUAUUUUUCUUAUUAACCUCUUGGCAUUUAUUUUAAUAAAACAUUCUUAGUAAGAAUUUUACUAACUUGCUGAUAUUUUGUCUUGUGUUUUUAACCUGUUUCAUGAAUGUUAUUACCCUGGUCUGGUUCACGGACUAACACAAUUAAAACCAGCGAAUGGCCACAACUUUUACUCACCUACACGCGGGAACCCACCACACACACACACACACACACACACACACACAGGGGCGCUCCCUCACUGCUGCUCUCACCGUCUCUGCUCAGUUCCAACACUGCUGCUGCGUCCAGUCGUCUCUUUUAUAGACAACUCUGUUAGACCUCCUGCCUUUCUGAGUCACUGAACCCCGUGAGACUGCAGGGAGGGAAGGGGGUUAGGGGGUAUAAACCACUUAAGGGCACGGCGUGUACUUCUGGGUCGGCAGUUCUGUCCGAAACAAGCCACACGCAACAGGGUAAAAGAUUUGCCUGUGAGCCGGGGUAAUGUAGAUCUAAGAAAUGUUCGCAGCCCUGUCAGGUUUUUAUGACUUAGAAAAAGAUCAUGAUGUCUAAUUUUCCACCUUUUAAUGUGACCGAUAACCUGUAGGGACCACUGAGGAAGCUGCAGAACAAGCACUGGUUACAUUGUCAGCGAUCUUUCAACAACUUUUCUCCUAAAGAAAACACCCAGUCCUGAACAAAAACACUCUAAAUAUAUUUUGUGCCUCCCACCAAAGAAGGCUGAAUGCUACUUUUAAAUUGAAAUGUGCUUUGACAGCGUUUUUGUUUUCAGUAAAACUGAAACAUCUCAUUAAAGGAAAAAGUAAAAAAAAAAAAUGUAUUAAACUGGCUCUUAUUUUUUGCAUUAUAAAAACUGGCUUUCUAACUGGAAUGCGUCGGCUUUUGAGAGCCACUAAUAAUCCCUGAAGAUAAAGCUUUCUCCUGCCAUUAGUUACCGCAGCACUCAUCACAAUCUGGGCAAAAAUAUUUCACAUUAGUCAUCUCAAAGGGAUUAAUGUUACUGUGAACGUGUAGAGCAGAAAAUCUCAUCAGCGCACAUUAUAAAAAGGGAGUUAUUUACAGCUGACACUGGGCAGAUUUGUAGAAGACGGUCUAAAGCCGACCAUUUUUUGUUUUUCCCAUGGAGGCAGCAUUUACAGCUAUCUCCAGCUGUUGUCUGUUCCACGAUCACUUCUCCCCGUUCAGCUUAUUGAUGGAACAACUAACACUGGGCCAUUUGGGAGCAUCUAUACUGCUUAGACACACAACAGUGCACCUUGCCAAUAUGAAGUACUGGGAUCAAAACAACCGCAGUGUUUCAGUCUUUCUGUGUAAAAUGCGUGUUUGGCUUUCAGCUGACCGCCACUUCGUGUUUUCCAUCACGCCUCGUUCAUUUCUCCUCCGUGGGUUCACUCAGCUUUCCUCCUCUUUCUACUAAUUUGGGGUAUUGACACUGACUCAACCAAAAGAUUAACUUUUAUUAAUCCUGAUUCCUUAACACAACAAGUGGCACCAGUUAUUUUACACCCUUUUAUUUUUUCCUGACUUCACUGCAGUGAAAACCUUGGCAUUAAAUGCUGUGAUUCCUUUUAUGUCUCAGCGAGAACAAAACACAACAGUGGAGCUAACAUCUCUUCUCUGAAAUUAACAUUCAGCUCGUGGCUUUCAUCUGAAGAUGGAUAUUUUUCUUUUCUUAAACAGCUGCUUUAAAAUGUGCAAGCAGAGGCAGAGAUGUCAUUACAGGCAGAAAAAGUAGGCUUUUUUUACUUUGUGAAUGUAAAGUUGUCAGGCGUUUUUUUUUUUUUUUUUUUUUAUUCAUCUCCAAUUUGGUUUUUAGUGUUUUUCUCUACUGUACAACAACAGACUUCAGCUCAAAUCCGUCCAUUUGCAGUGAAUUUAUCUAUGCUCUCUUGUUUUGUACAGAUCAGAGAGGAUUUCCGAUUUUGUGAAGCACAUUCAGAUACAUCUCAGUUGAUUAAAUUAAAUUAUAAAAGGGAAAUUCAUAUUUUAAAUAGAUUAAACAUAGAAUGAUGUAUUCCAACCAUUGUGUUAAUGUGAAAACCCAAAAUCUGGUUUCUCAGAAAGUUUGAAUAUUACAUUACACCAGCUGAAUCAUUUCAGUACCAAAAUGUGGGCCUAUUGAAAAAUACAUCCAUCUUGCACAAGCAAGAGAUGCAGUUUUUCUUUCCUCUAAACUUUCUAUCAGUGUGCUUGGAUGCACUCUGUGCACAGCCAACUUCUUUGGCAAUGGCCUUUUGUAGCUCAUGCUGCAGUUAUUCCUGUUGCCUGUGAAAGGUGUUAUACCACACUUUUUCCUUCCACUAAAUGUUCCAAAACUAUGCUUGGAUUCAGUGAGCAACCACCUUCUUUAGUAGUGAGCUCUGUUGAACAGCUGUCAAGUCAGCAUUCUUCUCCAUGCUUGUGUAGGCCAUAAUAUAACAUCUCUGUAUUAAAAAUACUUUUUUUUUAUUGGUCUUAUGUGAUCCCACCUUUGAUUUCAUUUUGCUGUAAGACAUAGUCAUCAAAAUUCAUGAAAGUAAAUGGCUGAAGUAUAUAACUCUGUGUCUAAUCUGUAUAAUAACGUAUAUGAAUUUCACUCUUUGAAUGGAAUUACUAAAAUAAAUCGUCCUUUCGGUCAUGUUUUAAUUUCCUCAGGUGGACCUGUAUAUUAAAAUCACUGCCUAAACUGUUUUAGUUAUACUGUAGAAGUGCCUUUUUCUCUGAGAUUCGGAAAUUAUAUAUUUUUGUACCUUUUAUUAUUUAGGAGCCCAUUAUGUCUUUCCCUUUAUCUCACAAAAAUGCUUCAGGGUAAUGUGUAAAUAUAUUUUAAACUGGAAGGGUUUUCGUCCAUUAAACUUUGGUUUAAUGGUUCCUGUUGUUUUGUUUGCACCACUGAGAACGAGUUUUUUUGUCUUGUCUGACUGGACCACAGUGCGGGAUACGGCUGUUUGCGCACUGCUGCCAUCUCUGGCACAGUUCUCAGUGCUUCAUGGGGCAUUUAAAUGUGGUCAUCUACCAACAAUGGCUGAUUUUUCCUUCUGUUCAACAAACAUUCCUCUGUUGAGGCCGACUGCAGGUUAGCCUGUUUGAGUGGUUAAACAAUAAAAGCUAACAAGAUUCAAAAUGGAAACAAGUUUAUCCCCACUGACUUUUUCUUCUUGUUUUUAUGACUGUGAAGAAUACGCAGUUAAAAGUAUUAAACGUUUUUAAAACCCUAUACUAGCAUGACUGUAAACUGCUAGUUCCAUAUUCAUAUAGUGGUGCACUAAUAUCUGGGACUUUUGUUUGUGGAGUUGUAAGUUUUGAUGUGAAGUAGCUUUUAUUUUUGCGUGUGUGUUCUUUGUUGUUAUUGAAGGUUACAAAUUCAGAGGUUGUUGAACCUGUAAUACCACUUUUUGUUGCCCUCCCCCAUAAAAUACAAAAAAAACUGAAGUGUGCAAUAAAAACCAUAUUUUCAAGCUUC
Messenger RNA from Girardinichthys multiradiatus, 8245 nucleotides. RefSeq names its product QKI, KH domain containing, RNA binding a (gene qkia). Gene Ontology annotation, biological process: regulation of mRNA splicing, via spliceosome. Bases 266 to 1435 code for a protein of 389 amino acids. The record is from RefSeq and is a predicted model, not a curated record. The transcript is spliced from 8 exons. Lineage: Eukaryota; Metazoa; Chordata; Actinopteri; Cyprinodontiformes; Goodeidae. Gene Ontology annotation, cellular component: nucleus. Gene Ontology annotation, molecular function: mRNA binding.